CCUUUCCCGCGACAUUUACAUUUUCAUCAUCAUUUUUCUCCUAACGAAAUUUUCGCGCGGAAAGUGCCAUUGGGACAAAGUGCAAAAAGCACAGCCACAGUAUUGGUUUUUCUUUUGUAUUCCAUUCGGAAAGCAUUUCACCUGGCGAAAGCCAAAAGAAAUAGAGACGCGAAUUCAAGACGCGGAUUUGCACAAUUGAAAUAUGAGGAGCGCAAUCAGCAGCAGCGAAAUGAAUAAAUUACGCGAAAAUAAAAUCAAUUUACAUUAGGGCAACUGGAGACGAGUGACUAGUGACUAGCCGUCAGACGACUUGGACCCACGACGACCCCUCGAGAAGCCGAGGCCCUCCAAAUACCAUCUCUCAUUCACCAGCUGACAGCCAUCUGAAGGACGAACAAGGCGCUGGCCCAUGAGCUGCCGGGCGUGCAAAUUAUAUUACCUUGUCAGGCGAGUGACAUAAGGCGGACCUCUUGGCCCCACACCCACAUCCACAUACAAGCCCGCGCCCACUCAGCCCAUGUGUGGAUCCCAGUGAGGUGGCAAGUGGGCAAAGGAGGAGCUGGAGGAGGUAGCGGAGGUACUGGGGUCACGUCUUGGGUUACCAAAUCGCCGCCAUGCUACGCAGCUGCGUGUGCCUGCGCACCGAUGACGACGGGAAGCGGCGCAGCUCCUCCGUGGAAGACGCCUCCUCGUGCCGCUCGUCGGAAAUAGAGCGCGUGGGCGCCAGCAUGCAGACACUGGGCCCCAAUGGACAGCCGCAGUCAUCCGCCGCGCAGACGAGCACCAGGGCCUCCAGUCUGCUGCAGCUCUUCCAGCGGCGAGGUUGGUGCAAGCACUUCCGCAAGCCGCUCCGGGGCAUGAGCGCCUCCCGAGCCGAAAAGACUAUCCGAGCGGCAAUCUUCAUCCAGAAAUGGUAUCGCAGGCAUCAGGCCCGUCGCGAAAUGCAGAGGCGUUGCAACUGGCAGAUCUUCCAGAACCUGGAGUACGCCAGCGAACAGGACCAGGCUGAGCUGUACAAAUUCUUCAAUGACCUCAUCAAGCACAUGCCCCAGGCGGCGGGCAGGAAGAACCAGUACCAAGGAUCCGCCCAUGUUUCCGUUUUGGAUGAUAAGGACGAUCUCGUCGAAGAGUUUGGAGACAUUGUGAAUGCCAAAAUUGAGUUGCCAAUACGAAAAAAUCAUAUCGAUCUAUUGAUUGACGUCUUCCGCAAGAAACGGGGCAACCGAUUGCAUCCCAAGUAUGUGGCCCUGAUUCUACGUGAAGCUGCCAAAUCGCUGAAGCAGCUGCCCAAUAUUUCUCCGGUGUCCACGGCGGUUUCCCAACAAGUUACGGUUUGCGGCGAUCUACAUGGAAAAUUGGACGAUCUUCUUGUGGUGCUGCAUAAGAACGGUCUUCCCUCAUCUUCCAAUCCCUACGUGUUCAAUGGCGACUUCGUGGACAGGGGCAAGCGUGGCUUGGAGGUCCUGCUCCUGCUGCUCUCCCUUUACUUGGCCUUUCCCAACGCAGUUUUCCUCAACCGCGGGAACCACGAGGACAGUGUCAUGAAUGCGCGAUAUGGAUUUAUUCGGGAAGUGGAAAGCAAGUAUCCCCGGAAUCACAAGCGAAUCCUGGCCUUCAUCGACGAGGUCUACCGAUGGCUUCCCCUGGGCUCUGUUCUCAAUAGUAGAGUCCUAAUCGUGCAUGGAGGCUUCUCGGACAGCACCAGCCUGGAUCUAAUAAAGAGUAUUGACAGGGGCAAGUACGUGUCCAUUUUGCGACCGCCACUUACGGAUGGCGAACCACUGGACAAAACCGAGUGGCAGCAGAUCUUCGACAUAAUGUGGAGUGACCCGCAGGCCACCAUGGGAUGUGUUCCGAACACUCUGCGAGGAGCUGGCGUCUGGUUUGGACCGGAUGUGACUGACAACUUUCUGCAAAGACAUCGACUCAGCUACGUCAUUCGAUCGCACGAGUGCAAGCCCAAUGGCCAUGAGUUUAUGCACGACAACAAGAUAAUUACUAUAUUUUCGGCCUCGAACUACUAUGCCAUUGGAUCCAACAAGGGCGCCUACAUCCGGCUGAACAAUCAGCUGAUGCCCCAUUUCGUUCAGUACAUAUCGGCGGCAUCGCAGACCAAGCGAUUAUCCUUCAAACAGCGAAUGGGCAUCGUGGAGAGUUCGGCACUCAAGGAGUUGGCGGUGCGUAUGCGCGAUCAUCGCGACGAGUUGGAGGACGAGUUCCGGAAGUAUGAUCCCAAGGAUAGCGGCUAUAUAUCCAUAUCGCACUGGUGCAAGGUGAUGGAGAACGUGACCAAGUUGGGGCUGCCCUGGAGACUCCUACGCGAUAAGCUGGCACCAGGCACGGAUAGUCAAAAGGUUAACUAUAAUAGGACGUUGGAUCUGCUGGACACGGAUGUUAUUCUCGAAGCUGAGGCUGAUGGCAUGUCGGUAAUGGAUGCUUUGUAUGCCAACAAAGCCAGCCUGGUUGCCAUUUUUAAUAUAAUUGAUGCCGAUAAUUCGGGCGAAAUUACCCUUGAUGAGUUCGAAACUGCUAUUGACCUACUGGUGGCCCAUAUGCCAGGUGCCUAUUCCAAGGCGGAAAUGCUGGAGAAGUGCAGAAUGAUGGACCUUAACGGAGAUGGCAAGGUGGACUUGAACGAAUUCCUGGAAGCGUUCAGGCUGAGUGACCUGCACAGAAAGGAGCAGCAGGACGAAAACAUCAGGAGGCGUUCGACUGGCAGACCAUCCGUGGCCAAAACCGCCACAGAUCCUGUCACUCUCCUGGCCGACAAGAUCUCAAAGAACACGCUGGUUGUGGAACACGACAUCGAUCCCACGGACUGUGAGUCCAAAGUAAUCGAUCCUAAGAAGUCCUAAGAUCAACAAAGUACCAUUAUUGUUUCUGGAGCAAAUUUCUCAGCUCGUACUUAAUUUAAUGUACAUGAAGCAUUUAAGGCUCAUUUGUUUUUAAGUCAUAAUUUUAUACACACCAUAAGUAGCGAAAGCGAGUGUUAACAUUUAUAAAAAGUCAAGUUAAAAAACUACCAAAGAUUAAAUCGAAUUAGAGGCAAAAGUUAUAAAUAUUAAGAUCUCUGCGAAAGCAAAACCAAUAUUUAGCAAAUCUACUGGCCAUUCCUCUACGCUUUUGAUUUAAAUAAUUUGUAUUUAUAAAAAAUCUCUAUAAGCUAUGUUGAGACUUUAAUAACAAAGGAAUUAAAAGUGUUAAAAGCUGCAGAAGAUUAUAAGAUUAAGAAAAUAUGUUACUUCAAGUUUAUACUAUCAAAAAUCUAGCGCUUUAUAUAAAUGUAUAGGCAAAUAAACAUAAACGUUAAUUGUUUAUCUAACCAUAAAAAGUUUAAGCCCAAGGGAUCAACAAUACAUUUUAUAUAUUAUUACGCCUAGUUCUAAAAUUUUAUAAAAAUGACAUGUUAACAACCAAACAAAAACUUUAAAUUAAAAGACACUAUUCUUCACUUAUAAGAAACGAAGUCUUAUCUUUGAAUCUGUAAUGCAAUGUUAAGUGAGGAUUAUUAUGCGACCUAAUUGCUUAGAAUUGAUAUUUAUACGAUAUAUAUAAAAGGACGUUGAAAAAAUAUAGAUUUUAAUAAAUAUGAAGCUUUUGAUCCACCUUGCGUUUUAUAGAGUCUAUUUAGCAGGAAAAGUUAAGCGAAGUGUUAAAAGUUAUAAAGCAUAAAUUGUACCUCACAUGGACCAUGCUUUUUGCACAAGUAUUAAAAAGCAGAUUUUAAAAAGCUCGCAAAAUCCAUAUCAUAAUUUUCAUCCGUUGCGUUUGAUGUUAUGUACAACUAAAACUAUAGCUAAUUGUUAACCAUGAAAUGCAACGCAAAAGUACAUUUUGUAUUACAGCCAGUUUACUUCCGUUAAUCAACAAAAUAUACUUUAGACUAAGUGUUUUUUGUGUGUGGAAGAAGGGAGAUUAGAAGUUAACCCUUACCCCUAAUAUAUAAUCAAUAUAACCACUAAAUCGUAAUCGAGUACCUUUACAAAUUAAUACUAAAACGCUUCUCAAAGGCACUACAGGACCAAGAAACUUAGCCCAUUGUUGGCAUUCAAGUAAAACUAAAAUACGCUAGUCAUCAAUUAACAUUAUACUUAUGUACUAAAUCUACUAUAAGAAGCACCUGUCCCCUAUUUGUAUUUUGAGCCACAUUUCAUCGAUAGACGGACUAUUUUCCUGGAACUUUAUUAAUAAAUAUGUUGAAUAACA
This is a messenger RNA of Drosophila simulans, 4206 nucleotides long. RefSeq names its product serine/threonine-protein phosphatase rdgC (gene rdgC). Bases 615 to 2855 code for a protein of 746 amino acids. Gene Ontology annotation, molecular function: manganese ion binding; protein serine/threonine phosphatase activity; iron ion binding. The record is from RefSeq and is a predicted model, not a curated record. Gene Ontology annotation, biological process: detection of stimulus involved in sensory perception. The transcript is spliced from 13 exons. Gene Ontology annotation, cellular component: nucleus; cytosol. NCBI's taxonomy places the organism in Eukaryota, Metazoa, Arthropoda, Insecta, Diptera, Drosophilidae.